Molecule: messenger RNA, 600 nt
Organism: Naegleria fowleri
Lineage: Eukaryota; Heterolobosea; Eutetramitea; Acrasida; Naegleriidae
Exons: 1
Coding region: 1-600 (199 amino acids)
Source: RefSeq, a predicted model, not a curated record
AUGCCGUCCGUACUCUCCAAAAUCAAUCAAUCUCUUCAUCCUACAUUGUCUUCGUGCUCGGAACUUUUGCAAUUCUUAUACUAUCUUGCAUUUCGUCGACGAAACAAACCAAUUCGAGCCACCACAAACACCAGCACCACUGUCUAUAUCAAUCUCCUUCUUACGCUUGGCAUUGGUCUUUUGCUUGGUGUCUAUUAUUGGUUCCGCAAGAGAUGGUCUUUUAAAAGUAGUAGAAGAACCUUUUCCAACCAAAAGUCUUCUUCCUUGCCAUCCACCACUUCAACCAAUCCUUUAAUGCCAUCCACCAACAAGGAAGAUCCAACAUUAGUCGAGAAAACAAUAAUCCAAGAACCAUCCUUAGGACAGGUAUCGCCACCAGUACUUCAUCAAAGAGAAUUCUCUUCAGAGAACCCCAAACGACAAGAAUUUGCUUCCGUUUUCAUCACCACAUUCAUACAUCAGAUAUGCACUCUUUGCAUGAAUGUCUUUUCAAAAAAGAAUUACAAAGAGAAGGUUCCAAAAGCAUUGGCAAUUUCUGCAACAUGUAUUUCGGUGAUGAUUUUGCAAUCGUUGGUCCUAAGGUCGAGAGCAAAUUGGUAA